Molecule: messenger RNA, 1539 nt
Organism: Pecten maximus
Lineage: Eukaryota; Metazoa; Mollusca; Bivalvia; Pectinida; Pectinidae
Product: transmembrane protein 241-like
Exons: 14
Coding region: 182-1447 (421 amino acids)
Cellular component (GO): Golgi apparatus
Molecular function (GO): antiporter activity
Source: RefSeq, a predicted model, not a curated record
AUACUGACGACUUUGAGUUUUCUCUUUAUUUAUCUCCCUUUAAUUCCCGUGUAGCAGACUUCGCCUAGCUCCCAACUCAGCUGUUUUCUACAUAAACUUCAAAACGUGCUGACUGUGAGGGAUUCAACACAUAAACAAUGGGCAGAGCUAAUUCUAUCCCAGUUACAGAUCAUUGAGAGAGAUGAUGGAUUUUCUGAAGAAUACAGUGACCAGGUGUUUCAUAUUUUGUUCUUUGUUCCUGGUGACAAACUUUGUCAACAAGUAUGUCUUGUCUGUUCUGGAGUUCAAGUAUCCAACAAUAUUUCAAGGUUGGCAGACAUUUGUGGGGUUCAUGGUUCUCAGGAUGGGCGUGGUCACCAAACACUUACCAUCCAUGUUGACAGACAAGGAAACCAUCAGACAACGAGCAGUGAUGUGGAUCCCAGGCAUGAUGUUGUUUGUGUCUGUCAUAUACUCAGGAUCAAAAGCUCUCGCAAGCCUGACUCUGCCUGUGUUCCUGUCCCUACAGAAUCUGGUUACAGUUAUAAACUGUACAACACAGAUGGCCAUCUCUCGCAAGUUGAUGAGUUUAUUUAGCUACCUGAUGUUGAUGCUGGUCAUCAUCUCAUCACUAGGAACUGUGAACUCAGACCCUCAGUUCAGUGCCGAGGGAUAUUUCUGGAUGUGUGUUCAUAUUAUUUGCACAGGUGUUUUACAGAUUUAUACAAAACUGACUAAAGGCAGAUUAAAGAUCAGCUCACAUGAAAAGCUUUACUGCAACUAUAUAUACAGUAUGAUCCUCCUAGCACCAUGUAGUUACCUGAUUGGUGAUGCGUUGGAUGCCAUCAAAUUUCCAUACCUGUACUUCUCUAAGUUCUACAUAGGCUGUAUAUUCAGUGGCGUGUUUGGUGUACUGUUGAACCUUUACACAAUACGACUACAGGAAGCCUACCUGGAGUCCAUCGAGUUCGUCAGGAUUCAGGGGUUCGCCAAGAUGGUCUCUUCUCUAGUGUCUCUCCAGUUUUUUGACAUGACUGUGACACAUUCUCAUGCUGUUUGGAUAGCUGUCAAUCAGCUAGCUGGAUUUGUGUGCGAGGACCCAAUGCUUCCUUCAUCAACAUCAAGCAUUAUCGAAACGGAGAUAUUGACCAAUAAAAAUUCUUCAUAUGACACUGAAAUUAUGUCAUCAAAUCGAAAAACUUUUAGUGGAGAGGAUACAUCUUCCAGUGGCAUGGCUUCUUACACCAUGGAAUAUACCUCACCGGCCAAUCAUAUGUCGUCUAACAAAGCAGAUUAUUCCUUACCAGCCAAUCAUAUUUCUUCUCAUAAGGAAGAAUAUUCCUCACCAGCCAAUAGUAUGGCAUCAUCUUUUCAUGAACAAUUUUAUCAGCCGAGAACAAUUCCUGGAUUAGGGUCCAAACACAACGUGUUGUACAAUGACUUUUUACGAGAUGAUCAGCCUAAAUAAUGUCAGUUAUUUUUAUUUUUUCAUUGUUAUGCUGAGCAUAAUUUUAAUUGUUAAUUUCAAAAUGAAAUAAAGGUGCAAUAUUUAUCAGAAAA